AAAAAGACACAGAGGGUUAAAUUUCUACCCAUCCCCAUUUUGAGUUUUUCCACACUUGCCCAAAAGUUUCCAUAAGCCCGGUCUUCCAGUGAUAAACAAGAUAUCUUAUUGCACACAGCACCAACGUCUGGCAAAUUAAGUUGUUGCACACCACACCACUACCAACAGGUAUAUUAGCAGCCACCCUGGCAAAUCAGGGAUACACUCAAUACAGAAUUCAAUAGAUGAACAACGGUACCACGGUCAGCUGACUACAACACAGAUUAACCACAACUAGAACAAAAUGACGUCUGGAUCCGCCAUUCUGUUCCUGACAUUCAUUGGUUCAACACUUGGUUCCAACUGCUCCAUCAACGUCACACCAGAGUGUUCGUGUGAACAACACACACCAUCUCUUGUAAACAUCCACUGUUCUUUCGCCGGUCAAGACAACAUAACACAGACGCUGGUUCAGAACAGCUCCUCGAGUCCACCAAUCAAAAUCCACGUACUGGAUAUUGCAGGAAGUAACCUUACCUCACUUCCCUCCAGUUUCCUAGAGGGAGUGGAAUCGAUCAACCGUGUGGACUUCAGCCACAACUUGUUUCCUGAUGUACCACCGUGUCUUCAGAUGGUGAACAAUGUCACAGUCAUCAAUCUCUCGUACAACCAGAUCAAGAGUGUUAAUUUAUCAGAACUUCACACUCAAGGUCUUGACAUUUCACACAACGUACUGAGCGAGGUACACCUCUGUGACAUAUUUCCCAAACAGAUGGACUUUCUCAACAUUUCACAGAAUAACAUUGAGGAAAUCCCACAAAAUCUGUGGAUGGUCGCAGAAAAUCUUGACAUCAGUUUCAACCAUAUUUCUCAUCUGUCAAAUGCUGCAAGUUCUUCCACUAAAUAUUUAUACCUGCGAGGGAACUCUCUGCAGACCAUACCAGACAAUUGGUUUCUUGGACUUAAGGACUUAAUUGCUGUGGACAUAUCACAAAACCAAAUGAAAUCUCUAACGAACAAAACAUUCAUUGGACUGUCGACCCUACUGGAUCUGCAGAUGUCCCAAAACCAGCUAUCUGAUCUUGGUGAAGGUGUUUUUCAAAAUAUGUUUCUGCUCAGAAAUCUCAGCCUGAAUGAAAACAAAAUCCGUGAGCUUAGAGCAUCAACGUUCAAAGGACUUGAAGAAAGUCUGGCAGAACUUCGAAUUGGCAAAAACGAACUUGAAACAAUUGCCAGUGACACAUUCAAAAACCUUCUUGAUCUGCACCACCUUGAUCUUUCAGACAAUGUGAAAAUACGAACUGUUGACCAUGUCAGCUUCCCGCCACAUCUGACUCUUCUGAACCUGAGUCACUGUAAUCUGCAGCAAAUUGAAGACUGCAAGUUCUUCAAGUCUUACGACCUCCAACACCUUGACCUCAGCAACAACAAUUUGACCUGCAGCUGCCACCUCUCCUGGCUGUACCUGAAAUUUGGGAGCAGACGGCAAGCUGGCCAGCAGACGUCAGACCCCCAGUGGACCUGUCACAUGGCAGACGACAACAUAAUACAGCAAGUUCAGGACGACCUGUCUCUGUGUCUCAGCGACUCUUUCGGUGUUCAUCACUGCCGCAUUCUAAACCCCGAGGAUGUUAACAUCACAAUUCUGGUAUCGGCAGACAAGAACGGGAUUCUCGCCACAUGGGAGAUACAGCCUGAAAGUGCCAUAGCGCUGUCCGAGGGAUUCAAAGUCUCGUACGCCUCUGAAGAUGGGUCGUUCCAGUCCCCUGUCCUUGACAAGACCAAGCGGCUGUUCAUGUUCGACCACGUGGAGGAAAGUGGCGGGUUCACCAUCUGUGUCCACCUCCUGGAGAACGCGACCACGACGCUGAAACAGACGUGUCACUUGGUGGUCAAGGAAAACUACCAGAUCAUCAUCGGGAUCCUGGCCGGGGUGGUGUUCCUCGUUCCGUGCAUAGCGGCCAUGACAUACAUCCUGCUCAAGGACCGGCGGAUGAUGUACCGCCGCGUGAACACCGAGGUCGAUAACUGCUGCGACGAGCACAAACAGAAGAACGGGCUGGAAGUGACAGCUGCUGCACAGAACGACGUGGAGAAGACAACAAUGGUGAGACAUAACGGGAAAACACCAUCGGCUGAACCAUGUGUUCAGGUCAGUGUCAGUGUCGUGUGUGAAGUGCCGGCAGUAAAAAGACUGCAUGGGGUGGAGACGCCACUGGACGUAAAGAGACUGGAAGAUGUCGAAACGUCGCUGCCAACAACAGACGCUGAGGUGGAAACGCCACUGGAUGUAAAGAGACUGGAAGAUGUCAACAUGUCGCUGCCAACAACAGACACGGACCUAGCAGUUAUUAACAGAGGGUACAUCAGUGACAGUGAGGUUUUCAACCCAGAUAAUGUGAACACUCAUCAUGCUGUUGUCGAAAACAGUCAGAUUAAAACAGUGACUAGGUUAUAACCAAACUUUAGUGAAGCUAAACAAUGUAAUAUACAAGCAACAUGUACAGUUAUUUCUAACUAUAUAAUUUACAUAUAUAUAUAAACAUUGUGCAAGACCAUAUUUACAUGUUUACAUACAAUAUAUGUAAAACCAUCUUUAAAUGUAUUUACAAAUGUACGGCCAUCUUUACAUGACAUUGUAUGAGCAGUGUUCGAUAUAAGACUUUAUCUGUUUGUGCUGACAGGAGAAAAUCAGUGGUUGUCCAGUGGACAAGUCAAAAUAUUCAAUGCAGUUUCAUUUUGAGUAAUCAAAAACAUUGUGCUUGCACUUGAAUUAAACUAAACACUUUAUUUGAAUGUGUAAAAAUAUUGGUGGACAGGUAGAUUUUUAAAAACGUUAUGUACAGUGAAACCUCUAAAAACCAGACCCUCUGUAAACCGGAAAUUUUUCACGGUACUUUAUUAAAAAUCAGUACAGAACUUAGCCUCUCUAAACCGGAUACCUCUAAAAGUCAGACAUUUUGAUUGGUUUCGAGGGUGUCCAGUUUAUAGGGGUUCCACUGCUUUUUACUAUCGCUGGUAAGUGAUGGGUAUUAUCACAAUGUUUGUUUUGCGAUAUAUUGCAAUACAUAUUGUUAAAAAUUUAUAUUGCGGUAUUAUAUACCCUGCAUCUCGAAUAUUUACAUUCACACAAAUACACAUUUUGUUCCUUAUCGUGUUGCUAUUCGCUAUGCAAGUUUUAGAUAUCACUACACCAUUGUAAAACAUAAAAUAGUUCUACUGAUCAGCAAUUGUCACUAUUGAAAACUUGGAAAAAAAAAGAGUUCCCUGUACAGAACAGUAUUUUAUUUUUACUUUGCUGGAGCCUGCUAAGUUCGCCUAAUAAUAUUGUAAGAGUCAACUUGUAAGUUCUUGUUACAUGUUGCAGUAUUAGCCAAGAAUCGCUGCCUGUCAGAUACUAGUGCAGGCACUGAAAUAAGCAAAGUGCCUGGUAACCCAUGUACAGUUUAUCAUACAUUACAAACCUGGUAACCUAUAGGUAAUGACACAUAUUUAUGAAUUUUACAAUUUCUGUUAUCUUCCCUUCACAAACUUGCUAAUACUCUGUUAUUCAUUCAUAACACUGGUUGUAAACCUGCUAAUACUUGUGUGUAUGUAUGUAUGUGUAUAUGUGUGUGUGUGUAUGUGUGCGUGUGUGUGCGUGCGUGUGUGUGAGUGUGUGUGUGUCUGCGUGCGUGUGUGCGUGUGUGUUAUGGUUGGGUUUGUUUCUUUUUUUUAAUUUUAGAGAAUGAGGCACCAUUCUCGACUUUCUUCACAUGUGGAAAUCUCUUGGUAAACUGAACGACUGUUCUCCAAUUAUUUUGAUAAUAAACACACUGGAAUUACAGUAUGUAACUGUUCAGACCAACACGGCCUUGAUAAAAUCAUCUGCUAAAGUUAGUUUGUUUUGUUUAAUGACACCACUAGAGCACAUUCAUUUAUUAAUCAUUGGCUACUGGAUGUCAAACAUUUGGUAAUUUUGACAUAUAGUCUUACAGAGAAAACCCGCUACAUUUUU
Messenger RNA from Gigantopelta aegis, 3976 nucleotides. RefSeq names its product leucine-rich repeats and immunoglobulin-like domains protein 2. Gene Ontology annotation, cellular component: extracellular matrix. Bases 284 to 2437 code for a protein of 717 amino acids. Gene Ontology annotation, molecular function: protein binding. The transcript has 2 exons. The record is from RefSeq and is a predicted model, not a curated record. Lineage: Eukaryota; Metazoa; Mollusca; Gastropoda; Neomphalida; Peltospiridae.